CCGCCCGCCCGCCCCUGCCCCAGCCGCCCCUGUCGCCCCCAGGCCAUCUCCGCCUUCCUGUCGGGCACCUUCCAGCGCCGGUUCCUGGGCGCCGGGCUGCUGUCGCUCUUCGUGGAGGUGAGCAACAUCUUCCUGACCAUCCGCAUGCUGCUGAAGCUCAGCAACGUCCCGGCGCCCGUCCUCUACCGCGUCAACAAGUACGUCAACCUGGUGAUGUACUUCCUCUUCCGCCUGGCGCCCCAGGCCUACCUGAGCUGGUGCUUCCUGCGCCACGUGGAGCAGCGCGGCCUGGGCGCCUUCCUCACCAUCAACCUCUGCCUGCUCAACGUCAUGAUCCUCACGUACUUCUCCCGCCUGCUGCGCUCCGACUUCUUCCCACACUGGCGCAAGCGCCCCGGGGCGGGCGGCGAGAAGAAGUUCCUCUCGGAGUGAGCGCUGCCGGGGCCGGCCGGGGGCUCGUACCCGUGUUCGCACCGACGUGCCUUGGGGCCGGGGCAGCCGCGGGCUGUGCCUUCGGGCCUCGCCGCCCUGCCCCACGUGCCCGCCGGCCUCCCUGCGGGGCUGGGCAGGCACGGAGGGUCUGCAUCCCGGGGC
Gavialis gangeticus (Gharial) is the source of this 594-nucleotide messenger RNA. It is a transcript of the gene TLCD1, whose product is annotated as TLC domain containing 1. Lineage: Eukaryota; Metazoa; Chordata; Crocodylia; Gavialidae. The transcript has a single exon. Gene Ontology annotation, biological process: phospholipid homeostasis; plasma membrane organization; membrane assembly. Gene Ontology annotation, cellular component: plasma membrane. The record is from RefSeq and is a predicted model, not a curated record. The annotation marks the transcript as partial.